CUUACGAGGGGCAAACAUGGCAGCCUCAUUGAUUUGCAGCAAGACAGAAAGCAGGGUGAGUUCUGUUCUGAAUAGAGAUGUCAAACAAUUCGGGAAGAAGUACAUGUUUGAUUCUAAUGAAGAGACCUGCUGGAAUUCUGACCAGGGUGGUUGCCAGUGGGUGUUUCUCGAGUUUCCACAGCUGGUUAGAGUCUCGGAAGUAAAGGUCCAGUUCCAGGGCGGAUUUUCAGGGAAAACCUGCAGAUUGGAAGGGUGUGCAAAAGAAGGAGAAUUCAAAACAUUCUCAUAUUUUUAUCCAGAGGAUAACAACUCUCUACAGAGCUUUCCCAUUCAGGAAGCCCCCUUGGCACAGAAGAUGAAAAUAGUUUUUGAAAACAGUACAGACCUUUUUGGAAGAAUAAUUGUUUAUUCUUUGGAUAUCCUGGGAGAAAGAGCUUGAUUAUGUUUGUGUUUCUGGAAAGAGAAGGACCAAGGAGAUGGAGGUGCAGCAGAGAAGAACAGCAAAUACUUCCUCUCAACUGCUGCUGUGUGAAAACACUGUUAGGCUUUUUUGGAGGGUGCAGAUUUGGUUAGCUUCUCACUUUCAUCUCACAGAUGAAGUGAAGAACUAAAGUGAGGAAAAUCUGAAUGACUUGUGUCACACAAAGCCAAACAACUGACUGAACUGAUGGAUUUUUUGUUGUUUUAAUCAUUUCUGUGAGUAUGGUAUUAUUUUUGGAUAACUGAAGAAAUAUGCCUUAUUUUCAGUAAACAGUU
Megalops cyprinoides (Indo-Pacific tarpon) is the source of this 756-nucleotide messenger RNA. Its product is annotated as nuclear receptor 2C2-associated protein. Lineage: Eukaryota; Metazoa; Chordata; Actinopteri; Elopiformes; Megalopidae. The transcript has 5 exons. The record is from RefSeq and is a predicted model, not a curated record. Bases 17 to 439 code for a protein of 140 amino acids.